CAGCUCCUGCCACCCCUCCCAGAGCCUCUGCCAGCAUUCACUGCAUCUCUGCAUCCAGCUCCGCUCACCUGUUGUUAUUUUGGAUCCUCUGGAGCAGCUCUUUCCAGUCUCCCAGCACCAUGAAGGCCUUAAACCCAAUCCUCUUCCUCCAUAUCUUCCUCCUGGCUGCGCUGGGUUCCAGGGCAGCCCCUUCAGCCCAACCCUCUGCUGCCCCCUACUCUGAGGCUUCUCCUGGUGGGUCUGCAAACCCCACCCCAGAAUUCUCUGGAACUUCUUAUCCUGAGCCCUCCCAGGCUGCUCACCCAGUUUCCCCUGAGUCCUCCCUCCCUGACUCCACUGAGAACCCCAACCCUGACUUCCCAGAAAUCCCACACCCGGAGUCUCCUGAGACCCCCAGACUCAACUCACUCAACAAUUCAGUAUCCGAUUCCCUGGAAAUACCCCAAGUGAACCCCUCCAAAACAAACUACUCACAACCUUCCGAGACCACUAAAUCUACCCUGCCCAAAGUUCCACAGACAGAAUCCCCGAGCACCCCCCAAUCCAAUAGCGUAUCUGCUGAGUUCCCAAACCCUGGCCAAACUCAACAUCCACAAUCCCCAGAGGUUGCCAAACUUAACUCCUCAGAAAUCUCAGAUGUAGAAGUCCCUGACACCCCAACUCCCAGUCCCACCACAACCCUUUACCCUGAACUGCCAGAAAUCCAUAACGCAGACACCACUGAGACCCCAAGCUCUAAAAGCCCCCAAACCCUUCUUCCGGACCCUACAGAAUCACUGCACCCAGAAUUCCACGUGACCCAGAAGCCCAGCCCCCCUGAAACUCCCCAAACAGAAGUCCCCACAACCCACUCCCAGGAUGCAACAGAGACCCCCGUGGUGUCCCACCAUGAGAUUGCCGCUAGUCUACACCCAGAAACACCUGCACCCCUCAAAGAGGAAGCUUCUGCCCUCAACGAAUCCUUGAAGCCCAAAGCCAGUGUCCCGGGAGCUCCCCGACUCGACUCCCUCCACUUGCUCACAGACUCUCCAGCCACCCUAGAUAUGACUGCUCCCCAGAACAUAAGUCCCAAGGGAACCAAUGCCCCUCCAACUUCAGCCCGCAUCGUGAGCCCUCCUCUUCCUUCUGGGACCCCCAAUCCACCGGCCCCUGACACCCCCAAAUCCCCUCAGCGGCGCAACCGAGGCGAACGAGUCAACACCAUCAUUGUCGUGGAGCGAGUGGAAGAGACAGGGGUGACGCUGGUGGGGCGCCCCCGGGGCGCCGCGGGCGGGGCUCUCUGCCUGUUCCUCGCCGGGACCGGGCUGCUCAUCGGCAUUCUGCUGCUGCUCUGGUGUCUCUACCGCCGGGCGUCACGCCACCGGCCCUUCGCACACCACCGCCUUCCCAGCGACGGCGACGAGCCUGUUAUGCACUUGGAUGCUCCGAAGGACCCCUACGACCUCUACUUUUACUCUCCUGACGCCUGGGUCCCUUCUCACAUCGCCACCAAGCAGCCACCCUCCACACCUCCACUGCCCCCCAAACUGCCCCCGCCACCUCGCGGGGGCCGCCCCCAGCGCCUGGAACCGCUGUCCCCCGCCACGCUUCCCAACAACUUUGUGUGAGCCCUGCUUAGUCCUGCAGACCCCAGCCAGGCCCAGACGGAGGAAGGACUGGGUAAUCCUGUCCUCCAGCAUGCUUUGCUACGUAGUGGUGUCCUGGGAUAGAGGGGUCAGCCCAAAC
Molecule: messenger RNA, 1725 nt
Organism: Sorex fumeus (smoky shrew)
Lineage: Eukaryota; Metazoa; Chordata; Mammalia; Eulipotyphla; Soricidae
Gene: GFY
Product: golgi associated olfactory signaling regulator
Exons: 4
Coding region: 120-1607 (495 amino acids)
Source: RefSeq, a predicted model, not a curated record